Messenger RNA from Amyelois transitella, 3101 nucleotides. RefSeq lists its product as uncharacterized. The record is from RefSeq and is a predicted model, not a curated record. Gene Ontology annotation, cellular component: centrosome; centriole. Gene Ontology annotation, biological process: positive regulation of centriole elongation; centrosome cycle; interkinetic nuclear migration. Bases 86 to 2818 code for a protein of 910 amino acids. The transcript has 21 exons. Lineage: Eukaryota; Metazoa; Arthropoda; Insecta; Lepidoptera; Pyralidae.
CUUUCUUUGAUUUUGGAAGGGAAUGUUUACGUUUUGUUUAAAAUUGAAUUUUUACUUAUUUUGCUAAUUUUGGGAGAUAAUAUUAAUGGACGAAUUACGAGGACCUAGCAUCCAAAUAGUUCUCCAUGUGAAAGAAGGCCUCGGCUUUGGGUUUUUAAGAACUCCAUUUAUCGUAAGCGGUUCACUAAACGGGUAUAUUUUAGAAACCGAUCCUACGGUGCCUACGCAUGCUCCAAUCUUCGAUGCUGAACUUGUUUGGGAAGCAGAUAAACGAAGGUUUAGAAGCCUCCGAGUUCAAAAUGUUCCCGUCAAGGUUGAAGUGUUCAGUUUGGGCACACAAGGGAAGAAGGACAAGAUUGGUUACUUGCUUCUCAGUCUGCUUGGAGCACAGCCGUGCCCGUCCAACAAGAUUGUUGAUGUAAAGCAUGCUUGGCACAGACUUCUCGGCGUGCGAUCUGAAGGCAAAUGUUGUCACCCGCAGCUGCUGUUGAGCCUCACUGUGGAAGACAGACUGAGCACUCCUACACCUAGAAACGAACUCCGCAUGUUCCACAGUAAUGAAGUGGCGUACCCGCGUUUGCAUUCAACAACCAACACGCUGUCGGGCAAAUCUGUACUCCUCACGCUUAAGGAAUACAUAGCGGAGAGCAAGAAGACUGUCUCCUCGCGGGAUUUAGAACCGCAUCUGGUUUCAGAGGAGGGGCUCAUACAGAUUGGAAGUGGAAAGCAGCUUUUUGUCCUCAGCCUGACCAUAGCUUCCGUUGAAAACUUGGACUUGCUUCUUCCAGACACCAUGGACAUCAGAGAGACGGUGCAUUGUUGUGUCACAUACUCCGUGUUCACUCACAACAUUAUGACUGACAGAGUGGGCGUGAGCACGGCAGGCUCUGUCCCCGCCGCCCAGUUCAACCAGCGCACGUGGCUGCGGCUGCGCGCGGCGCUCGGCGCUCUCACGCGCUACUUCGCUGAGUGCCCGCACUUGGUCAUCAAGGUGUGUGCGGGAGAUAAGGAUAUUGGCAUUUGCAGUGUGGAUCUUCGCAAGUUGGUCCCUACAGAUGACCUAACACAGUUCUUGAACAAGUUUUGUAACAAAGAUCGCGCGUUAAGUAUAUCUGAGCGGUGUUACAUACUGCGGUGCGAAGGCGGCCUUAGGGAGCAGGCGAGGCGGCCUUUUGUAGACAUCGAGAUUAGUUUGAAGUUUGUAGGGAUGCAGACUGAGAGACAGAAACCGUGCAACUUGACAGCUCGCAGUGCAACCCAGUUGGAAACCAAUAGAAAGGUCCCUGAACAAGAUCCCGUGUUGGAGUGUAAAAGCGGGAGUUGCGCGCACUUCGACCAGGAAGUGGGUGGGGUGGCAUACACCAACGUGGCUAGAAGUACUGACAGAUACACAAAUGCGUCAGGCGAUGCGGUGUUGCAGACUAACGAAAUAGCGGAGAUGAUAAAGAAAAUGUGCGAAUCGUUUGCUCAGAGUCAAGAGAAAUUACUCGCUUCUCGCUUCCGGCCCAUGACGAGCGACAUGCAGGUGCAGUGUGACGCAGAGGAUGGACAGACUGAUAAGAAAGAAGGAUCCACCGAUAAUGUGUCUAGAAAAGAGGAUGAGAACGUCAGAACUGAUGACAAGUUUGCCGGAGAGGGUCGGGUGACGGCCAGGGAAGUGUUGUCUCAGAGGUUGAUAGUGGAAGACAUCACGUCUAGAGAUGAUAAUGGCAUUCAGAGGGAUCCAAUUAGAAUAGAGACAAGCAAAAGUGAUUCUUGCAUUAACCACAGUGAAAAAGACAUGGUAAAGCAGUUGAUAUCGGCCGCGGACCGCGACGCCAUCUUACAGAAGUUUGUGGACGAACUCGAAGACUGGAAGGAGAAACAACAGCAGCUGUUUACGUGUCAGCUCAAACGAAAAGAAGAUUAUCACUUAGAACUCCUCGCCAAAGAGUGGGCUAAGAAGCGUACGGAGCUAGAGUGCAAGCUGAGUAAGGGAAUCGAGCAGUGUCGCAACCUCGCCGCGGACCUCAGCCGCGCCACAGACGACUUCCGGUUGAGGGGGUACCGGAACACCGAACGAGAGAAAAAGUUGAUAGAAGCGAAGAAGUCUCUAGAAGCUCACUACACGGCCAAGUUCCAGGAGCUGCGCGCCGCGUCUCAGAGGAUGGAGGCCGACAUGCGGCAUCAGCUCACGGGAAGGGACUCGCGCAUUGAGGAGUUGGAGCAGAAGGUGGCGCAGCUGGAGAAACAGAUUGACGUGCUCAAGACAAAUUUGAAGAACAACGAAAAAGAUGCAGAGAGUAGAUAUUCCGGCCUGACGAAGGAUCAAACUGCUAGUCUUAUUCAAGAACUGCGUUGCCUAGAAGAGAAGCUAGACACCGCGGUGCAAUCCAAGUCGUUCUUCAAGGAGCAGUGGGGGCGCUGCGUGCGGGAGUUACAUCAGCUCAAACUGACCCAGCGGCGGUUACUACUCGACCGACUGAGGCGGGAUAGAAGCCGAUUAAAGGAACAGGGAUUGGACCCGAUUUCGGACGAAGACGAGAAGUUGCUGAUGGAGAACGACGUGGAUUUGAAAAAGCUGAAAGACGACUUCUACGUGGACCUGCUGGCCAACACCCCUGGCCUGGACACCAACUCUAUACUAAGUAAUUGCGGUCCAGGCGGAAUGGAAAUGUUCGAAGAUUUGAAGACAGCGCCAAAGAACCCUUUAAGCGAGAAACUCUCUUCCCUAAUCUCUCAACGGGAGCAGCUCAUCCAGGCAGAGAGUCCUGACGAGGAGGAGCUGAGGCAGCUCAACCAACACAUCCGUUCAUUGCUGCUACAUUGUGGAACUUGAUGUUAUGAAAAAAUAGCACUUGGAGGAUAAGGGGGACAUAGCAUACAUUGGUGAUAAGGGGAAAUAACAAAAGAGAUUUCGACGAAAUAUUAAAACUAGAUUAAUAAAACAAAUAAAGUGGCUUUUUGUUCUAAUCCGUGAAUCUAGUUGAUCGAAGGGAAAUAAGAUGCACUUGAUGAUUAGAGCGAAGAAUAGAGACUUGUUAUGGGAUAGUGACAUUUUUAUUCGCAUCGAGAUUUUUAGGCGCGUGCAAAAUGCACUCAUACUUUUAUCAUAAAUGUCU